AUCCUGGGGAAGCUCAUCAACAGCCUUCAUCCCAGCGGCUCGAAGCCUGUGAAGAUCCCGGAUCCGCCCCCCACCAUGGUCUUCAAGCAGAUGGAGCAGAUCUCCCACUUCCUGAAGGCAGCCGAGGAUUACGGGGUGGUGAAGACGGACAUGUUCCAGACGGUCGAUCUCUUUGAAGCCAAGGACAUGGCAACUGUCCAGCGCACCCUCAUGGCCUUGGGCAACCUGGCCGUGACCAAGAACGACGGGCAUUUCCAGGGGGACCCCUCGUGGUUCAUGAAGAAGUCCCAGGAGAACAAGCGGGACUUCUCCGAGAGCCAGCUGAAGGAAGGCAAGAAUGUGAUCGGCUUACAGAUGGGCUCCAACAAAGGGGCGUCGCAGGCAGGCAUGACGGGCUACGGCCGGCCCCGGCAGAUCAUCAGCUAAGCCCAGUCCAGCUGCUGUGCUGCCCCCCACCCCCCCAGCCGGCCGGUCUUCCCGCUCUUGCUGACAGCCAGGCGAGCUCCGCCCCACAGCUGCCGCCGCCGCCACCGCCAGGGGUACGCGCAGGGGACCUCCCCACCAUGCCCCCUAAGCAGUUCCCGGAAGGGGCGCCGUGCCCAGAGGCUUCUGCUGCUGCUGCAUAGCAACGGCCAGCCAGGCAGCCAACCUGCUCCAGAGCUGCUGGCCUCUGCAUGCUGCCCGCUUCACCCGCCCGCCCACUGCACUCCCUCCCGGCCUGCUUUGGCCCUGGCACGCAUCCUGGGGCUGCCGGAAGGCUUUGCCCAAAACCGCAGAGCUGAACUUGGCUGAAACUGCCCAGGAGCCUCUCUUGAGAAACUCUGCCAGGGGCGCAGAAGGAAGCUCCCCUUUUGUACUUUCUGGGGUUAUUCAUUGGAUUAAAAACUGAAUCUUUGGGGUC
Molecule: messenger RNA, 901 nt
Organism: Thamnophis sirtalis
Lineage: Eukaryota; Metazoa; Chordata; Lepidosauria; Squamata; Natricidae
Source: RefSeq, a predicted model, not a curated record